Sitodiplosis mosellana (orange wheat blossom midge) is the source of this 4648-nucleotide messenger RNA. RefSeq lists its product as uncharacterized. Gene Ontology annotation, cellular component: Golgi apparatus. The record is from RefSeq and is a predicted model, not a curated record. NCBI's taxonomy places the organism in Eukaryota, Metazoa, Arthropoda, Insecta, Diptera, Cecidomyiidae. Gene Ontology annotation, molecular function: small GTPase binding. Gene Ontology annotation, biological process: endoplasmic reticulum to Golgi vesicle-mediated transport; Golgi organization. The transcript is spliced from 7 exons. The coding region runs from base 396 to 4373 and encodes 1325 amino acids.
UCAAAAUUGUGUACAAAUGACGUUCGAUAACAUUCGAGUGUCCCAAAUUGUUUAUAAACUUGCCAACAAAACAUUUGGCUGAAAUUUUACUUUUUAAUACGCAAAAUCUUUUACUUAAUUCAAUUUUUUGCGCUUAAUGCGAAUAAAAAUCAGUAGAAUUGAUUGUUCAAAAACGAGUUCCGGUUUGAAUGUGCACGGCGAAAGUGUUGAAAGUGGAAAAAUUGGUGAUGAAAUUAUUGAACAGCGUUUUGACGAUAAAUUGCGUUGGAUAAAAGGCCAGAGGUUACAGUGUUUGUGUGUGUUUUUUUUGCAUAGUUCCCGAAAAUAGUUUGUCAAUUUUCACACGAAAAAUUGCAAUUAUCAUUUUGAAUGUGCACCAAAGACACUUCGUCAAAAUGUCAUGGUUUAAUAUAAAUGUGAACGAUAGUUUGAAUAGCCUAAAAGGGCAAAUAUCAAACGUUUCAAAUGUAGUGCAUGAUGUGUUCACCGAAGGGAUACUAGAAGAGGAACCGAUACCGAAAAAUGCUAGCGAACCGAGCAAAGCAACCGGCGAUGAUGAGAUUCUGAUAGGUCUUGAAGAAGCCAAUAAGAAAAUUGAUGAAUUGAAUUCACUGUGCGAAACAAAAGAUAACGAAAUUGCAAGGUUACGACAGGAGCUUGAACUCUCCAAAGGAACGUCGUCAACAGCAACAGCAACAGCAUCGACAUCGGCACAUAAAUCGAAGCAUGGAAAUACGCAGCAAUCUAGUCUUGAAGAUAGUUGGUUUUGGGAGUCAGAGAAGGCCGUUUCAUCGGAUUCAUCCAAAGAAAAUGAUGGCACCGGAGUCGCUGCUGGAGCCGUGAAGAAAUCGCCGGCUACCGAUGACAAAGGAGCUCGAAUUGUGGACAGUUUGCGUCGCUCAUUGGAUGAAAAAGACGGUGAGAUUCAGCGAUUGCUCGAAGAGAAUUUGUCGUUGAAUGAGAAAAUCAAGCAUUUGCACCGUGAGUCAAUCGAGCAAGACAAGCGUCUUGAUGAAUUGGAUCAACAGCAUACGGAAGCGUUGCAAAAUUUAGUGCUCAUUAAAAAUGGGCUGCAACAGGAUGUGGCAACGCUAAAAGCUGAAUUGGAAGUGGUUCGAAAGCAAAAAGUGGAAACCGAUGAGAAACUCCAGAGUUUGACCAAAGAACACAAUGAAUUAGUUGUAGAAACCAGUCAGCAGCAGGAAUCAUUGCAAAGGCUCGAUGAAUUGGAGGCAAAACUGGGAGAAAGUCUUGGGUCGAAUGAACGUCUCCGAGGUGAAGUUGAUGAGUUACAAGCUCAACUGAGCGCCAAAACGGCGGAAAUGGCCGAAUCGCGUGAAGAAAAGGACAGCGUCCACAGUCGUGAGGGUAGUGAUAAAUUCGAGUUAAUCGAUUUGGAAAAGGAGAAAAUGACCAGCUCCAUGGAAAUACAUCGUUUGCAAACCGAAUUGGAUGAAAUAAAUGCGCGUCUUUCGAUUUUAAACGAUCUCAAAGAUCAAUAUGAUUCAAAUGUUGCGAAAUUGGGCUCGGUCGUUUCGGAGAAGAAUAGCUUAGAAGAGCAGGUAAAUCGAUUGAAAGUGGAAAAUGAGAGUCUGUUGAAUGAGGUACGAGUGGCACGCAAAGCCGUCGACAAAUUAGAGGUAUUACAAAAAACACUUGAUGAAAUAAAUAUGGAUAAGGAACAAAAUGAAUUGGCUUUUGUCACUCUACAGGAAGAUGAUUUAGUGUUGCAGAAAGAAUUCGAUCAGUUGCGCGCGGACAAAGAGCAUUUGGAGGAAACGCGAUCGACUCAAGACGAACAAAUCACCGGCCUCGAAGCGAAAUGUGCCGAACUGGAGACGAAGCUGCAACAAUUGAAUGUCGAUUACAAGAAAUUGCAAACGGAUCAUGUGCAGUGUGAGGAACGAAUCACCGAACUGCAAUCGAUGCAUGACGCAUUGAAAUCGCAAGCGGUCGACUUGGAAUCGAGCCUCGUCGAAGAGAAUAUGAUAACACAGAAGCAGGUCAUCGAUUUGCAAUCGGCUUUGAAUAGCAUAAAUGCAAGCGAAUCGGACACAAUAAUAUCGUUUGAAGAGCUCAAAGCGAUCAUUUCGAAAACACUGAGCUAUGAACCAUCGAUCGCAAACAAUUCAUUGAAAUUGUAUUUGGAUGCAUUCCUAAAGUCGGUGAAGGAUACGUACCAGCAUUUAUCGGAUAUUGAAGCGAAUCGCAACAAUUUGAUGAAGCAAUUCGAAUCGGUGUCGACGGACAAAGCCACGCUGCAGCACGAAUACAAAACGCUCAAAGCGGAUUUGCAUCAUUACGAAAAGGAAGUGGCCGAACUGAUGAAGAACAAUGGCAUCCUCUUGAAUCAGCUUGAAUGUGUUAAGGCUGGCAAAUUAGAGACCAUUUUAGAACACAACGAAGACAGUAUUUUGCGAUUGGAAACGCAACUCGAGGACACCAGCAAAUUGAAUCAGAGUUUACAAGAUGAAUUCGAAAAUCUCACGCACAAGUUGGACGAAAGUGAGGAGGAAAAGUGUGAGCUUAGCGAAACGAUUCAACAAUUGCAACGGCAAUUGGAUCAAAUGCGCACCGAUGACUCGAAGCUUGAGAUGCAGCAAUGCUUUGAGGAGAAAUUCAAAGCGCAAGCCGAUAGAAUUGUCGAGUUAACAAAGGAGGUGGAUGCGUUGAAGGUGGACCGAGAGGAAAAGCAAAAGCUGGCAGCUGAAAUUGGAGAAUUGCAACGAUGCAAGCAGCAGGAUGCAGAGGAAUUGGAGCGACUGAGAAGAGAUUUCGACGAUUUGGAAGAGGAUUACAAGUUGGCUGAAACAUGCGCCGAAUCGGAAAAGACGAAACUUGAAGCGCAAAUUGAUGAGUUGAAUCAAAACAUUGAUGAGUUAGAAAAACGCCUUCAAGUUCAAACUGCCAGUAUCGAAGAGAAAUCAACGGCUUCUCAAUUGACCGAUGAGCUGCAACAAAAAAUCGAAUUGCUCACGAGAGAAAGGCAAGAACUGGUGAAUGCCAUACAAACGAAACACAACGAAAAUGUUCAAUAUCAUGCAAAAAUCCAAGAGCUCAAUCAAAUGCUAAUGACACUUCAGCAAACGAUUGCCACGCAAAGUCAGCAAUUGGCCAGCGGUUGUGCGACUUGUGCACAGUUAACGGAAAAAGUGACGGCGUCACAUAACGAAAUCGCCACGUUAACCGAUCAAGUUACAUUCCUGAAAGAAAAGUCAGACAUUCUCACACAGAAUCUACUCGUCGAACAAACGAAUCAGAAAAUUUUGCAACAGGAAAAAAUCCAGUUGAAUGAGGAAAAACAAAUGUUGAACAAGGACCUCAAUCGAUUGCGUGAGCAUUUGAUCGAAAUGGAGAAUGCACACACCGCCGAAAUGAUUGAAUUGCAAAAUUUGUUGGAACUCACUCGGCAAGAGGUGGCCAACAUGCAGAAUGAGGCAAGGAAAUCAAAUACGGCUUACACGUCAGCCAGCAUUCGAGCCAAUCAACAUACUGAAACGAUUCAAGCACAAUACGAAGUGUUGAAACAACAGAAAGAUGAACUCUCCGCUCGGCUCAGCGAAGCAGAAGAUAGAGAAUCCAGAAAUAUUGCUGCGUUAACCAAUUUGCAAUGCGUUUUAGAGCAAUUCCAGAAAGACAAAGAAAGAGACGUGGAGGCCAUGACAAAUCGAAUCCGCAAUGAAUUGAACGAAGAAGUAGCCAAGCGUCAAACACUACUCAAUGAAAUCCAAUCGCUGAAAGUACAAUUGGAGGAGUCAAAAGCGGGUCUCUUGGCAGCCGCCCGCAUUUCAGAUCAAUUAGAAAUUGCUCAAGUGACCAAUGCGACCAUCAAAGAAGAGUUACGGAAAACUCAAGACAAAUUGCAUACGGCCGAAGCAAAACUGCAAGAGACCGAAUCCAAUCAGGCCGAUCGAGUCGAUAAGAGUUUGUUGAAGAAUCUGCUUAUUGGUUACAUCAUGGCGCCAAACAACGAUAAGCAGCAAAUUUUAAAGCUUAUUUCAUCUGUGCUCGACUUCAAUCAACAAGAAUCAGACAAAGUUGGAUUGAAUCGAUCGAAUCAAGGGUGGCUCACAUCCAUUUUGCAUGGAUCAACAUCACCGAAUAACAAUCAAGCAGGUGGCAGUUAUAGUAAAGACAGUUUGGCCGAGGCAUUUGUUAAAUUCCUGGAGAAUGAAUCGCGACCGCGAACAGAUGAUAAUGCUCCAUCUUUGCUCAGCAUGAAUACACCGCCAAAGAAUCCAGCUGGCGGCGACGAACCAGUUCGAAAAACAUCGGCCGUUCAACCGAUUUUACUACCCGAUGCAAUGCUUCAAACAUUCACCACACCCCGUAAUUCCAGCUCCAUUCUUAAAGACAUCCUCAACGAUUCUUGAUACGAUCUUUUUUAAACGUCGUGCAAUCCUACUUUCCUUUAAAUAGUAAUAACAUAUAUUAUGAAAAAGAAAAAAAAAAUACGAUGAAAAUAUUUUUUCCCCUAACAACAUUUUUAAUUUAUAUUUUUUAACCGAUUUCCUUCCAUAUACACGUGUUUCUUUUGUAUAAAAACCAACUAUAUUGAUCAAAUUUUGUGAAAAAAUUAAACUAACUCAUAAUUCCACCAAUAAAUGCAUGUACGAUUUCGAUCAAUUCCUUGAAAAUAAGAAGAAAA